This is a messenger RNA of Trifolium pratense (red clover), 1481 nucleotides long. Its product is annotated as monooxygenase 1-like. The coding region runs from base 51 to 1277 and encodes 408 amino acids. The transcript has 6 exons. Gene Ontology annotation, molecular function: FAD binding. Lineage: Eukaryota; Viridiplantae; Streptophyta; Magnoliopsida; Fabales; Fabaceae. The record is from RefSeq and is a predicted model, not a curated record.
ACUCAUAUUUUAUUUUCUUAAAAAUAUUUCUGUUUGAAAACACCAAGAAUAUGAAGAGAAUUGUAAAAAAUGAGAUUGUGAUUGUUGGAGGUGGUAUAUGUGGCCUUGCAACAGCCCUUGCCCUUCAUAGGAAGAAAAUAAAAAGUUUGGUGUUAGAAAAAUCGGAGGAGUUAAGAGCUACAGGGGCAGCUAUAAUUGUGCAAGCUAAUGGAUGGCAUGCACUUGAUCAGCUUGGUGUUGGUUCAAUGCUUAGACAAACUGCCAUUCAGAUACAAGGGGGAAAAUUCAUAUCUAUAAGUGAGGAUGAGCAAAAGGAAGUAGCAUUUGGGAUUAAUCAAGAAUUUAGGUGCUUAAAGCGCACUGAUUUGAUCAAAGCCAUAGCCAAUUGUUUGCCUAUGGAAACUAUAAGAACUAGCUGUCAAGUAGUUUCUAUAGAAUUAGAUUCAGCUACACACUAUCCACAGCUUCUGCUUAGCAAUGGAAGUAUCCUUCAAGCCAAGGUUGUUAUUGGAUGUGAUGGUGUGAAUUCUAUCAUAGCAAAUAUGGUUGGACUACACCAAACAAAGCUCUUGCGUUUCUCUACAUGUGUUGCUAGAGGCUUCACAAAGUACCCAAAUGGUCAUCAAUUUCCUAGUGAGUUUGCUGUUAUAAGCAGAGGUCAAGUCCAACUUGGAAGGAUCCCAAUGACUCACAAGCUUGUUUACUGGUUUGUAACAAGGCUCAGCACUUCUCAAGAUUCAACAAUUUCAAAAGAUUCAAAUCUUAUCAGACGAUCUUUAUUGGAAUCAAUGGAGGGUUUUCCAAUACAUGCAAUGGACAUGAUACGAAGUUGCAAGUUGAACUCUUUGCAUCAUACUGACUUGAAGUAUCGUCCGCCAUGGGAUUUGCUUCUUAACAAAUUCCAUAAAGGAACGAUAGUAGUUGCUGGCGACGCAAUGCAUGCCACUGGUCCAUUCAUUGCACAAGGUGGCUCAGCCUCGAUCGAAGAUGCCAUUGUUCUAGCUAGAUGUCUAGCACAAAAGAUGCAUAAUACGAAGAACAUGAUGAUAGGACGAUGUAUUGUAUCAGAAGCAUUCGAUAAAUAUGUGAAAGAAAGGAGGAUGCGAAUCUUUUGGCUCUCUUUAAAUACUUUCCUUGUUGGGAAAAAGCUUGAUACUAAAUCAUGGAUAGUGAGAUUGAUAGUCAUUGCAAUCAUGGUUGUUCUAUUCAGAGAUCGAGAUUGCCAUUCGCGUUAUAAUUGUGGAACUCUACGUGAAGAGGAAGGUGAUUACAUAUAAUUUUAAACAAUAAUCACAUAUCAUGGAGAAUUGAACAAUUGUAAAAUCAUAUAUCAUAGGCCACUAAACAGGAAUUCUAAUGAGAUUGAAGUCAUAAAUGUUUGAAAAUAAACCUAAGAGGCAAAAACCAGAUCAGAAAUGUUUUUGAAUAUCUCUAGACAACUAUCUCUCAAUUCUCUCGGUAGCAUCGUCAUCUCUAAUAAA